CGUCCUGCUCUACUGGCUUAUCAUCUCACUUCGCAACAGGCAGAAGGCCAUCGCACUUUGUACUGCUCUGAUUCGAGCACCACCGGCAUUGAGCGGCUCUUGCAAUCCUGGCCUUGUUAUUCAGAAGUGAGACUUAGUGAGAUAGGCUCAUUCAGAACCCCGGUGCACGAACUCAAUGCCACCAUGGAGUACCCACGAUCCCGUUUACCGGCCUCUGCUGACCUGGACCAACACCGGCAGUUCCAUGAUUCAUGGGAGCCUCGCAUUGACAUGAGCUUCGACUGAAGCUUUUCCACGACUGUCCAAAAAAAGCACCUUGCCAGAUACACCAAAAUAGUCCAAGCUGCCUGGUCUAAUAACGAAUUCGCCAUGGAUUCUCCAACUCAGAAUGUGAUCGCUUCUCGGGCAAGGCGCGCCUUUAUGUUGGCCUACCGCAUUUCAUUUCCGACGUUUCGACUCGUUUGCCUUGUGAGGACGUCGACUCGCUCUCCGGUGACCUCAUUCCUCAACACACUCAUUGAUCGCACCGCACGCAAUUCUUGACUUCAAUUGCAUAGCAGAGCAAGCUUCAAGAUCCGCUUACGACCAAGAUGCACGCCAUAUUCCCCAUCCUGGCGCUCGCCAGCUGCGCGCUAGCUCAAUUGUCCUUAACCGAUGCCAUCAAAGAGAUUCCCGCUUGCUCUAUUCAAUGCCUUUCUAUGGGAUCGGCUGCUGCCACUGAAUGUGGUAUCGCGGAUGCGUACUGUCAAUGCACCAAGGGCGCGCCAGCUAUCAAGAUUGUCACUCAGAAGUGCUUGUGCGAGGCUGCGGCCAGCGGGAAAUGUACUGCUGAUGACUUGAUGAAGGCCAACAAGGCCUCAUCAGAUAUCUGCAAGGCUGCUCUCGCCGCCAAGGGAGAAACGUUCUCUGCGCCGCCAGCCGUCGACGCAAGCGCAUGUGGAGGCGCCGUGUCUUCAAUGGCACCAACGAUGAUGUCCUCGAUGAUGUCGUUGCCAAUGGCUUCCUCCACUUCAUUUUCUACCACCAUGGCAACACCAAUUGCUUCUGCACCUUCGACAAUGGGACCAAUGCCGGGAGUGAACAUGACAACUCCACCAGCGGCCUACGGUGGCACGAACACUACCAUGACCAACAUGACGAUGACUGCCUCUACGACAAUGACCGCUUCCGUAACCCCGAGCCAGACCGCGAAGCCCACCACGUCUGCUCCAGCUCAGCAAACUGCUGGUGCUCGUUCGACUGCUGCGGGAGACAGCUUUGCCGUGCUGUUGUCUUUGGGCAUGCUUGGUAUGGCAGCUGCUGGAUUGGUGGCGAUGUAAAGUGCAGGUGGUGUCAAUCAAUCAAAGCAUGUUACACACAACGCGUUGGCGGCGAAAGAGGCAUAUCUCGCAUUUCCAUUCCGAGACCAGACGUACGUAUUGAUGUCUAUGACGGCAGAAUCUCUCAAAAUCCAAAGGCUUCGACAUUGUG
Messenger RNA from Pseudocercospora fijiensis CIRAD86, 1470 nucleotides. RefSeq lists its product as uncharacterized. The transcript is spliced from 2 exons. NCBI's taxonomy places the organism in Eukaryota, Fungi, Ascomycota, Dothideomycetes, Mycosphaerellales, Mycosphaerellaceae. The record is from RefSeq and is a predicted model, not a curated record. Bases 591 to 1319 code for a protein of 242 amino acids.